GCUGCGGCGCGCCGCUGAAUUAACUGAUGAGAGCGAGUUCUUUUCUUCUCCGGGAGGGGUGGGGAGCGAGGGUCCUGGCGGGCAAGGCGGAGAAGCCCGGGGCAGGAUAGCGGUCCCGGGCCGCGGUGGAAAUUUCCAAGGACUUGGCGCGGCGCGGGGAGCGUGUCUGGGGGGUGCCUGGCGGUGAAGCAGCACGGGAGGCGGGGAGAGGCGGCGAAGGGCGCCAGAGCAUCUCUCAGAAGCGGACGCCGCGGGCCAGUAGUCUGGGAGGGAGCCGAGCCUCUCCCCGGACCCGCGCCGAGGGCGACAGUGAUGCUGCAGAACCGGCGGGAGCGACUCGCCGCGGCCGCUCUCUGCGCUCUCGGAGACCCCAGCGCCCGCCUUCUGCAGGGGAAGCGACCAUGACCGUAGCUCGUGAUUCGCCCCCCGGCCACUUCCCCUAGAAAGAAACCAUUGAAAAAGUUGCAUUUAAAAAAAUCCUUGCGCUGACCUUUGGGGCCGUGGGGGCCGAAGAAACGUGCGUGCCAGUGCAAGCCAGAAAGCGGAAGGUGUGUGUGCAUGGGGGGCCGGCGGUGGGGGGACCCUCUGCUGCCACUUUGCCUAACGCUGUGCUGAAGCCGCCCCCUCGGGACCCCGGGGCUGCGAUGAGCCCCUGCGGGCGGGCCCGGCGACACACGUCCAGAGGGGCCAUGGCAGUACUGGCGUGGAAGUUCCCGAGGACCCGGCUGCCGGUGGGAGCCAGUGCCCUUUGCGUCGUGGUCCUCUGUUGGCUCUACGUCUUCCCAGUCUACCGACUGCCCAACGAGAAGGAGAUCGUACAAGGGGUGCUGCAACAGGGCACGGCGUGGAGAAGGAACCAGACAGCAGCGAGAGUCUUCAGGAAACAGAUGGAAGACUGCUGUGACCCCGCCCAUCUCUUUGCUAUGACUAAAAUGAAUUCCCCCAUGGGGAAGAGCAUGUGGUAUGAUGGGGAGUUUUUAUACUCAUUCACCAUUGACAAUUCAACUUAUUCUCUCUUCCCCCAGGCAACCCCAUUCCAGCUGCCCUUGAAGAAAUGCGCGGUGGUGGGAAAUGGUGGGAUUCUGAAGAAGAGUGGCUGUGGCCGUCAAAUAGAUGAAGCAAAUUUUGUCAUGCGAUGCAAUCUUCCUCCUUUGUCAAGUGAAUACACUAAAGAUGUUGGAUCCAAAAGUCAUUUAGUGACAGCUAACCCCAGCAUAAUUCGGCAAAGGUUUCAGAAUCUGCUGUGGUCCAGGAAGACAUUUGUGGACAACAUGAAAAUCUAUAACCACAGUUACAUCUACAUGCCUGCUUUUUCUAUGAAAACAGGAACAGAGCCAUCCCUCCGGGUUUAUUAUACACUGUCAGAUGUUGGUGCCAAUCAAACAGUGCUCUUUGCCAACCCCAACUUUCUGCGUAGCAUUGGAAAGUUCUGGAAGAGUAGGGGAAUCCAUGCCAAGCGCCUGUCCACAGGACUUUUUUUGGUGAGUGCAGCUCUGGGCCUUUGUGAAGAGGUAGCCAUCUAUGGUUUCUGGCCCUUCUCUGUGAAUAUGCAUGAACAGCCCAUCAGCCACCACUACUACGAUAAUGUCUUGCCCUUUUCUGGCUUCCAUGCCAUGCCAGAAGAAUUUCUCCAGCUCUGGUAUCUUCAUAAAAUUGGUGCACUGAGAAUGCAGCUAGACCCAUGUGAAGACACUCCAUUCCAGCCCACUUCCUAGGGACCAUGGGAAAAGAAAGAACUGAGCCAGGGUAUUUUUGUUAGAUUUUUUACAUGACUCCAAAAGGAAAUGGUCAAGUCGUUUCAUGGAUUCACAUGGGCCACUUGGAAAAACAAAACAAAACAACUACAAACCCCCAAAAGAAACUCUACUUUGAUGAUGGCUUGGAAGACAAACAAGAAAUGAAACAUCCUAUGAAAUAUUUUGUAGACUGUGGAUUUGCAACUAGUAACACGCUGAUGGAGUAUGGAGUUGGUGAAACACAUUUACAUGGUUCUGAUCUAGACGGUGCAGUUCACAAACAAAACAGAACUCUAGCUGCUGAGGCUGAGCAAUUAAUCAAGGUAGAGUAAAGGAAAUGCCAGGGCAAAGUGUUACUGAUUAUCAACACAAUCUGGAUUAAAAAAAACCUAUCGUAUAUUAUAGAACAUAGGUUUUUAAAAAAAUUAAUAUUUAUUUUUGCCCUAUUGAGGGGCAGUGAGUGGGUGAUGAGGUAGAUUAAAAAAAAACCUUACUGAGUAAUAAAGAUGUGAAACACUACAGCUAAUUAUUGUGAUUUGUUGAACCAAGUCUAUGUUAACUUUAGUCUCCUUACAUUUAAAAAAUGUUAAAUAAGAAUUGCUUCUUCUCCUUUUGUCAAAUCUACUUAGACAAUGUGAAUGAAGCAUUGUAGAAUUUAGACUGUGUUGGUUCAUAGUCUGGAUAAUGUGAGAUACUUUCUCUCCUCAGAAUUGAGGGCAUAAACUCCAUUGUAGGCCUGCAUUAUUUAAGCCUAUUUGUAUUAUUAUGUUAUUUCAGUGCAAAAAGGCUGCAAAUAUGAGUGCAUUAUUUAUUUGCAAAUUAGCAUAAUCGUCUUCCUAAUUUAAUGCUCAGAGAUGAAGUAAAGCACAAUGAUGUAAGGUUUAGUCUGGAAACAGACUGGAGGGCACAUCCCUUUUCUAUCUACCAUUGUAUAUUAUUCACUCCAAGAUACAUGCAAACAAAACAUGCAUAUAUUUAUGUACACACACACACAUACACACAGGUAAACAAAGCUCAUUCCCAUACAAGUAGGAAAGCUGAACCCACAUGACCUAGUAUGGCAAAAUCUGUACCAUUGUCAAAGAGCUACAAAUGUAUAUUAUUUGUAAUAAUAAUACAAAUACGAAUAAUACACCACCUCACCUUGAUAAAAGACAGGCCGGCUUACUGCUGCUUCUCAUAGUGCUCACACCAGCGUCACCCCCAAAUGCUUACCCCAAAUGAGCAGAAUUGUUUUACUCAUUCUGACUCUCCCUAACAUCUCAUGAAUGGACCUUGUGUUGAGGGUGGUGACACAAGGCAUGAUUCAUACAAGUAAAGGGAUGUGAAUUUGUAGAUGUUGAUUCCCCUGAUAGUAGCAGGUAAGGCUACUGCGAAAGCUUUUUACAUCAGCUUUCACACUGCAAACAAACUCUACUGACAGAUUACAAGCAGCCAAAUGUGUUUACAUGUAAGAGGAAGAUAAAAGAGGCCUCUCGUUGUCUUUGUGCUUUGGAAUGCCUUAAUCUAAAGGGAGACACUAGAAAUCACUCUUUUCAUUCUUUUAAAUGUCAUCAGAAUGUAACCAAACUAUGCCAAAAAGUUCUGCUUCACUUUUAAUGGUAGAGACUUAGUAUACCACAUAAAUUAAAACAGGUGACAGUUUUUGGUGGGUUAAUUUAAAAGAUACUGAGUCAAUGAAGCCCUUGGAAAAAUUCAACAUCAUUGGAAUAGGCAAUUUCUAAAUAAGAGUAAAUAUUGAGGUUAUUAUAGAAAUCAGCUGUUAAAAAUGACUGGUUGACAUAACACAGAUUAUACUGAUAUUUGGAAAGUUAAGAAUUUGAGAGUAUUGAUAUCUUGUAGAACUGAUUUGCUAUUUUGAUUCUAUAUUGCUGCAAAGAGGUAAUGAGACUGUACUAUGAGUGAGUUAUAGUAAAUAUGCACUAUAUGUGAAACCCUAAACCUAUUUCCUCUUUAGACCUAUUAUUAUUUAAUAAUUACCGUAGAAAGGAAUACAUUUGUACCUAUACACUUCAUCAAAGGUAAAAGGGCUAAUGAAAAACAUAUAUGUCACACGAAUUAGUACUUUAACUGAUGAAAUUGUUAAAAUGUAAUUAAUGAGCUCCCUAAAACCCAUACGUCACAGUUCCACUGAAACUGCUAUUUGGAAAUUUCACAUCUUGUUAUGAUUUCUGGGAUAGAUUUACAUAAUAUAGUGUGCAAUUUUUAGUCUAUAUAUUUGUGGCUUUGGAAAGGCAAACAGAAAUGGCCUGAGAUGAUAAUGUUUAUUUAGACCAGUACUUCUCAACUGGGGUAAUUCCCCUCCCCUAUCUGUGACAUUUGGCAAGGUCUAGAAACAUUUUUGAUUGUCAUGAUUUGGAAGAUGCUACUGGCAUCUACUGGACAGAGGCCAGGGAUCCCACUAAACAUUCUACAGUGCAGAGAUCAGCCCCCCACAGCAAAAAUUACCCAUUCUAGAACAUUAAUAGUGUCAAUGUUGAAAAUGCUGGAUUAGACCAAAAGAAUACUUUGACUGCCCCAACUUUUCUUCACUUAAGGAUACAUAUACAUGCUCACAUCAUUCAAAGUAUGACUACCAUUGAACAAGAAUGUUUUCUUAGAGCAGAUUGCAGUUGGCAUUAUUUUAUACUGACAAUGCAUAGGUAUGCCAUCCAUAUUCCCUUUCUUGUGGUUAGAUAGAUGUAUCUAAACUUAGAAAUGUGUGUGUGUGUGUGUGUGUGUGUGUGUGGAUAGGGGCAUUAUAGCAUAGGCUAUACAUAUCUGUCCUUCUUGAAAUACAUGUGUCCCUAAGUGAGGAUCUCUCCAGAAUUAUCUUGCAGAAUAGUCUGGAAUACUCUAUUACUAUUAAGAAGUUGAAUUCUAAGCACCUAUUAUUUUAUCUGAAACUGAGAACUUCAGAAUUGGACCUCAUACUUUGCCAAAUUUGGUCAAUGACAUUUUAAUACUGCUGACCCUUAAGGUUAGCUGAGAAGAUAUUCAGGUUAUAGUAGACACAGUCAGUAAGAAAAUAUUUCAUCACUUUCAACGCAUCUGCCAAAAGAGGGAGUCAACCUCUCUAAUCUUUAAAUUGUUUUUUAUUGACGAAAACUAGGUUGCUCCAUGGGGGCAAGAGAGGGGGUGAAGAGACUGAAAAUGGGUACCUGAUACGAGUUUUUAACUUUUAUCAGCUCCAGUUUGAGAAUUACACUGAUGCUAAGGAUCAUGAGUAAGGGUGACCUCCAUUUAAUUUUAAUCACACGUUAGCAAAAUUAAGAUGGGUGAAGGAUUAAGUCAUUCUCCAAGAUAGAAAAGUGAUUUUUAUAUGAAAUAUUUUUAUAUGGAAGAGGACAGUGGAUACAUAUGCUUUAUAUAGAGUAUUUGACCAACAGUUUAUAUAACAUUGUGCAUCUGAACUGCAACUAACACAUGAAGUUAAGGAGUGCCCCUGGGAUUUUGCUUCCAUAUAGUUCACUGUUAUUUUAACAAGGUAAUAUUCCAAAAUGAUACAAAUGACCCCAAAAGGCAGAUGUUCAGACAAUACCUAUUGGAGUUUUUGAUGUCUCAUGACCUUCUCUUGGCUGCAAACUUUCUUUAGGAUACAUAUAACUUAUACCUGGAGCAAUGGGCAACACAGUUUAACAAUCUACAUGGAAAAUAAUGGAAGAAAUCCCAGGAUUCUGAAUUUGACAAAAAUAUUCUCAGUCAGAAGCUCUACAGAAGUGUUAUAGACUAUUCCAAAUAGAAAAAAAAUAUCAAUGACGUUUCUUCUUGUUACCUACUAUCAUAGUUUUGUAAUUUUAUUAUAGAUAGCUUUCCAUUUCUUUGUUUGAAAAA
Messenger RNA from Lynx canadensis (Canada lynx), 5549 nucleotides. It is a transcript of the gene ST8SIA1, whose product is annotated as ST8 alpha-N-acetyl-neuraminide alpha-2,8-sialyltransferase 1. The coding region runs from base 645 to 1715 and encodes 356 amino acids. The transcript has 5 exons. The record is from RefSeq and is a predicted model, not a curated record. Gene Ontology annotation, biological process: oligosaccharide metabolic process; N-glycan processing. NCBI's taxonomy places the organism in Eukaryota, Metazoa, Chordata, Mammalia, Carnivora, Felidae. Gene Ontology annotation, molecular function: alpha-N-acetylneuraminate alpha-2,8-sialyltransferase activity.